Molecule: messenger RNA, 450 nt
Organism: Nasonia vitripennis (jewel wasp)
Lineage: Eukaryota; Metazoa; Arthropoda; Insecta; Hymenoptera; Pteromalidae
Gene: O-fut2
Exons: 3
Coding region: 100-435 (111 amino acids)
Source: RefSeq, a predicted model, not a curated record
CUGUUCGAUAGUAAUCGCUAUCUCCUUUUUGUAGAUGAACCUGUGCAAAUUCGGUUUUGCCUAAUUAAAUAGUCAAGGAGAAAUAAAAUCUCUGAUAACAUGAAAUAUAAGUAUCAAACUUACAUUUUUAUUUUUAUAUUGUAUUGUAAUUUAAAAAUACUUAAUGUCUGUACUGUAGAUACAAUUAAAUCCUGUGAAAUUAGAAUGAAAAAUGGAGAGUGCAUUUCUAAAUAUGAAAGAUAUAAUUCACAUAUUACUCAAAAAAGAUACCUUUUUUAUGACAUUAAUCCAGCUGAAGGAUUUAACCUUAGGAGAGAUGUUUACAUCAGAGUUGCAAUGUUUGUAAAGGAACUGAUAGAAGAUGAUGCAUUAUAUCAAUGGAACUUAGUAUUACCUCCGUGGGAAUUGUUCACGCACAUUCCAUAUGCCUUAUAAAGUUGCAUUUGAAAA